Prunus persica (peach) is the source of this 2283-nucleotide messenger RNA. Its product is annotated as peptide-N4-(N-acetyl-beta-glucosaminyl)asparagine amidase A. The transcript has a single exon. Gene Ontology annotation, cellular component: vacuole. NCBI's taxonomy places the organism in Eukaryota, Viridiplantae, Streptophyta, Magnoliopsida, Rosales, Rosaceae. The coding region runs from base 205 to 2025 and encodes 606 amino acids. The record is from RefSeq and is a predicted model, not a curated record.
AGCCAGUAACAAACGCAACAAUAACUUCAACAGAAUUUCAAAUCAAAAAGUGGACAUUUUAUGAAUAAAUAAAAAUUACAUAGUUAAAAUCACCAUUGUUUUCCACUCCUAGACACCUAAUAAAACAGAAAAAUACCACCAAACCAAGGCAUCUAAAACAAAGUAAACCACCAAAGCAAAAGCUCAACCACCAGUCAGUCACUCAUGGCCUCUCUGUUGCCCCUCUUCUUCCUCCUACUCCUCCACCAACCUCUGUUUUCCACAGCCAAUGUCCACAAGCUCAACCUCCUCCGAUCCGAGCUUCUCUCCGAACCCACACCUCUACAUGACACCCCACCAACUGUAUUUUUUGAAGUAACCAAACCCAUUGAAGUACCAAAAACCAAGCCGUGUUCCCAGCUCAUUCUCCAGCAUGACUUUGCCUACACAUAUGGCCAAGCUCCAGUCUUUGCAAACUACACCCCUCCUUCCCAUUGCCCAUCUCAAACUUUCUCCACAAUUGUCCUUGAAUGGAAAGCUACCUGCAGAGGAAGGCAAUUUGACCGCAUUUUCGGGGUUUGGCUUGGUGGGGUUGAGAUUCUCAGGAGCUGCACAGCAGAACCAAGGCCUAAUGGGAUUGUUUGGACUGUCGAGAAGGACAUCACAAGGUACUAUUCACUGCUUAAGAGUAAUCAAACACUUGCUGUUUAUCUUGGCAAUUUGAUAGAUAAAACCUACACUGGGAUUUAUCAUGUGAAUAUAAGCAUUCGUUUUUACCCUGCUGAAGAGAAAUUGAAUUCUUUUGAGCAAAAGUUGGAUAAUUUGGCAUCUGGGUACCAUUCUUGGGCUGAUUUGAUUUUACCCAUUUCGAGAAAUCUGCCUUUGAAUGAUGGGUUGUGGUUUGAAGUUCAGAAUUCAAAUGAUACGGAGUUGAAGGAGUUCAAGAUUCCACAAAAUGCUUAUAGGGCUGUGUUGGAGGUGUAUGUUUCAUUUCAUGAGAAUGAUGAAUUUUGGUAUUCAAAUCUUCCUAAUGAGUACAUAGCUGCAAACAACCUUAGCGGUACACCUGGAAAUGGGCCUUUUAGGGAGGUUGUGGUCAGUCUAGAUGGUGAGAUUGUUGGUGCAGUCUGGCCUUUUACAGUGAUUUUCACUGGAGGGAUCAAUCCUCUUUUGUGGAGACCCAUUACUGCAAUUGGCUCAUUCGAUCUUCCGACUUAUGAUAUCGAAAUUACACCAUUUUUAGGGAAGAUAUUAGAUGGGAAGAGCCACAAGUUUGGGUUUAAUGUUACAAAUGCCUUAAAUGUUUGGUACGUUGAUGCAAAUUUGCAUCUUUGGUUGGACAAACAGAGCACAAAAACUGAAGGAAAGCUUUCUGAACAUAGUAGCUUGCCCCUUGUUGUUUCCCUGGUUUCAGAUUUCAAGGGUUUAAAUGGCACAUUUUUGACAAGGACAAGCAGGGCCGUGUCAUCAACUGGAUGGGUGAAGUCUUCCUAUGGGAAUAUCACAACCCGUUCAAUUCAAGACUUCUAUUACAGUAACUCAAUGGUCCUGGGAAAAGAUGGUAAUAUGCAGAUAGUCAACCAGAAGAUCAUUUUCAAUGACUCAGUUCAUAUUAACCUGCCAUCCUCCUAUGUUCACUCACUGACAUCACACAAAACAUUUCCACUUUAUUUGUACACUGACUUCUUAGGACAAGGAAAUGGAACUUAUUUAUUGAUUACAAAUGUGGACUUGGGAUUUAUUGAGAAGAAGUCUGGUUUGGGAUUCUCGAACAGCUCUCUCAGAAAUCUGCAGAGUGCUGAGGGCAAUAUGGUUGUGAAAAACAAUUUGGUUGUGAGUGGAUUGGGGAGCACUCAGCAAGUCUACAGAUAUGAUGGUGGUAAAUUCUGUUACUUCAGAAAUAUAAGCAGCUCAAACUACACAAUACUCUAUGACAAGGUGGGGAGCAAAUGCAACAAAAAAUCGUUGUCUAAUUUGGAUUUUGUCUUAAGCAGACUGUGGCCUUUUGGUGCUCGAAUGAAUUUUGCUGGUCUCCGAUUUACAUGAGAACAAUGAGGAAAGUCUAGCUCAUCCACAUUCGUGCAUCUUCCUGUUUGGUGGUACCUCAAAUAAAUGUGUAUUCUGUACUCAAUUUCAUUUUGUGGGGAUUCUUCUGGAUUGUAGUUGAGGUAUCUGCACCCAAAGUGAUUCUGGUUUUACUUGGAUUUGGAAUGAUUUCUAAAAAGCGGAUCAGGUCAGCUUGUGCUAUGUCAGUAUAAUCAAAGUUUAUGCAGGAAAUUAUAAACCAUUAAUUUUAGAAUCUAA